UGUUUUUGGGAACCUGCACACUUUGAGUUGCUUUGCAUAGGUGCAAUCGGUAUCAUCGCUUAUGUAGAAUUAAUCAUCAAGCAAGCGGCAUUAUCUAGCCAUAACCUCGCAGAAAUGACAGCUUUCGAAGAAUUUGGAGUAAUGCCAGAGAUCGGCAAGGCAAUCGACGAAAUGGAGUGGAUGCUUCCUACCGACGUUCAAGCCGAAGCAAUCCCGUUGAUCCUCGGUGGUGGUGACGUUCUUAUGGCAGCCGAAACUGGUAGCGGUAAAACUGGAGCUUUCUGUUUACCAAUUCUGCAAAUCGUCUGGGAAACUUUGCGUGACAUAAAGGAUGGCAAAGUGGGAAAAGCGGUAUUUUCUAAAGGACAACCGUGGACCUUUUCUUACUCCGAUCGAGGUAACGCAAUGGCCAUUACGCCGGAUGGUCUGCGAUGCCAGUCUCGCGAGUUUAAAGAGUGGCAUGGCUCUCGAUGUACUACCGGAGUUCAAGGAAAAGGUAAGUACUAUUACGAAGCGACAGUCACCGAUGAAGGACUAUGCCGAAUGGGUUGGUCAACUGAGCUUGCAAGCCUUGAUCUUGGAACUGACCGUUUCGGUUUCGGAUUUGGUGGGACUGGCAAAAAGUCCAACUGCAAGCAGUUUGAUAACUACGGUGAGGCUUUUGGAAAGCAGGACGUCAUUGGUUGUAUGCUUAACUUGGACGGCGGGGAAAUAGGAUUCACAAAAAAUGGUGUUUAUCUUGGUACAGCAUUCAAAAUACCGGGUGAAAUUUUGAAUUCAUCUUUUUAUCCAGCGGUGGUACUGAAAAACGCUGAAAUCGCGUUCAAUUUUGGUCAAACAGAGUUCAAAUACCCGAUUCCAGAGAACUAUCAAGCGAUAUGCAAGGUGCCCAAAGAAAAAAUGGUGUUCAAUCCGAAUACUGCUCCGUUGGGUAGUCCGGCUGGUGAUACAGCCAAACCGAAGCCAAACGAUCCCCAAGCCAUCGUCAUAGAACCAUCGCGUGAAUUAGCGGAGCAGACAUUUAAUCAAAUAAAAAAGUUUAAAAAGUACCUAAAAGAUCCCGAGGUUCGUGAGUUGCUGCUAAUUGGCGGUGUAAAUGUUCGUGAACAAAUGGAGACCUUGCAACGUGGAGUGGACAUAAUCGUGGCCACUCCAGGAAGGCUUGAGGACCUAAUAGGCGGUGGCUAUGUGCUUCUCAACAGUUGCCGAUUUUUCGUUUUGGACGAAGCAGAUGGACUAUUGAAGCAGGGUUACUCUGAUAUGAUUGAUCGCCUUCAUAAGCAAAUACCAAAAAUAACAGCGGAUGGCAGACGGUUGCAAAUGGUGGUCUGUAGUGCAACACUGCACUCAUUCGAGGUGAAAAAGAUGGCUGAAAAACUGAUGCAUUUUCCGACAUGGGUCGAUCUGAAGGGGGAGGAUUCUGUUCCAGAUACUGUGCAUCAUGUUGUAUGCGUAGUUGACCCUCAAAAGGACACCAGUUGGCAGACGAUGCGAAGUCACAUUCAAACAGAUGGUGUUCAUGCUGCUGAUAACGUUCGACCUGGUUCAAAUACUGCAGAAACACUUUCGGAGGCCGUCAAAAUGCUUAAAGGUGAAUAUGCUUUGAAAGCGAUUGAGGAACACAAUAUGGAUCGAGCAAUAAUUUUCUGCCGUACUAAGCUGGACUGUGACAAUAUGGAGCGCUAUUUACGUCAAGUUGGAGGCCAAAAGUACUCUUGCGUUUGCUUACAUAGUGAUCGUGUUCCUAAGGAACGAAAAGUCAACUUGGAGAAAUUCAAAAACAAGGAAGUAAAAUUUCUUAUCUGCACAGAUGUGGCUGCCAGAGGAUUAGAUGUUUCAGGAUUACCGUUUAUCAUUAACAUCACGUUGCCGGACGAAAAGUCUAACUACGUUCACCGUAUCGGACGUGUGGGGCGUGCCGAACGAAUGGGCCUAGCGUUUUCAUUAGUUUCCUCGGUACCGGAGAAAGUAUGGUACCAUGGACAGUGGUGUCCUUCUCGUGGUAAAAACUGCAGGAAUACAGACCUUACUGACGUCAAAGGAUGCUGUAUGUGGUAUGACGAAAAAAUGUAUCUUGCUGAAAUCGAGGACCAUUUGACCGUUACUAUCCCGCAAAUAGACAAAGAUAUGAAGGUACCGUUGAAUGAGUUCGAUGGGAAAGUCACUUACGGUGAAAACGUGUGAAUACAGGAAGCGGUUACAAAGACCAUGUUGAUCAACUUGGUCCGGUAGUAAGAGAUUUAGCACUGCUAGAACGCGAAGCACAAAAAUUGUAUCUAAAGAAAAUGAUUUUGUAAUCACAAGUUCCAAUGCAUUUAAAUAAAUACAAAUUUAUUGAAAACUGU
Messenger RNA from Anopheles coustani, 2345 nucleotides. It is a transcript of the gene Ddx1, whose product is annotated as ATP-dependent RNA helicase Ddx1. The record is from RefSeq and is a predicted model, not a curated record. The transcript is spliced from 2 exons. Gene Ontology annotation, molecular function: protein binding; RNA helicase activity; nucleic acid binding. The coding region runs from base 115 to 2184 and encodes 689 amino acids. NCBI's taxonomy places the organism in Eukaryota, Metazoa, Arthropoda, Insecta, Diptera, Culicidae.